Molecule: messenger RNA, 9160 nt
Organism: Trichosurus vulpecula (common brushtail)
Lineage: Eukaryota; Metazoa; Chordata; Mammalia; Diprotodontia; Phalangeridae
Gene: SAMD12
Product: sterile alpha motif domain containing 12
Exons: 5
Coding region: 144-629 (161 amino acids)
Biological process (GO): cell surface receptor protein tyrosine kinase signaling pathway
Cellular component (GO): cytoplasmic side of plasma membrane
Molecular function (GO): protein binding
Source: RefSeq, a predicted model, not a curated record
GAGGGCUGCAGGUUGAUCUUGGUUGCAGAUGAGCGCAGAAUUUAUAAGCGAGAGCAAGUGAAGUGGGGGGGGGUGGGGAGUCCUGGGCAGAAGAAGUACCCAGGCCAGGCGAAUUAUGCAUACGUUAGGCAAACACUGAGAGAAUGGCUGUGGAAGCUAUCCAUUGCAGUCUGAAUCCAAAUGGUAUUGAUCACUCUGUCCAUGCAGAAGGUAUUAACCAGCAAAUUGAAGGCGAAGGCAUUGCAUCUCAAGCCGUUAAGAACAAAACUACCCAGAAAUCACCUGACCUGAAAGAAACACCCAAGCGACAACAGAUUGAGGCAGAGGCAUCUAAGUCUGGCACAGUGAAGCUGUCAAAACCAGUGGCUCUGUGGACCCAGCAGGAUGUCUGCAAAUGGCUGAAGAAACAUUGUCCAAAUCAGUAUCAGAUCUACAGUGAGUCAUUCAAACAGCAUGACAUAACUGGACGGGCACUGCUGAGACUCACUGACAAAAAGCUGGAACGAAUGGGGAUCGCCCAGGAGAACCUCCGACAGCACAUCUUGCAGCAGGUGCUUCAGCUGAAGGUUCGAGAAGAAGUCAGGAACCUUCAGUUACUCACACAAGCCUCAACAGAGGGUUCUCCAUAAUCAUGAUUAGCCUCUAAAGCUGCUGUCCUGCCAGUUGAUAUGAAAGUGGCCUCUCCCUCAUGAAAAGCCGAAAGAACGGCAGUGCCACAAGACGACCUUGGAGAAUUGAAAGAUUAACUGAGCUCCAACCACUCAGUCAAGAUGAUGGGUUUGGGAAAAUCCUAGUUUGCCAUGGAUUUAAAAUGUGGCACAUCAUCUCCAGUGCUAAUUUGUUCCAAGUGGUCAUUGACAGACCAUUAGCUGGGAAAUUGCUUCCAGUUUUCAUCACUGUGCAUAACUUGAGUUCCCUUCGGGGGACUCUCUGUGCCCUUCACUAGAAGUCCCAUUUUAGCAUGGCAACUACUGGAUUCUUUUAUUAUGUAUGCAGAUGGCAUGAUGUUUUAGGAACCAUUACAACAGUUCUGCGAUCUCAGUGGAAAUGUUCACAAUAUUACACCCUGAUAGGAAUGUAAACAUGUCUCGUAUCUGUUAGUUAUGCUGUCUAAAGGUAUUCCGUUCAAUUAUUAAGCACUUUAUAGGUGAGCUCUACACAGAAGAAUUAGCACGUUCUGUAUAUGUGAAGAAAAAAAACCAAGGUGUUCUUUUUUCUUUUUUUCCCCAAAAUCUUGUUCUAUUUCUAGGCUGAGAUUGUCCAAGACAAACUCCACUAUUUACACAUCCUUUGUGGUUUGUGGUAUCUGGGUGUAGAUAUGGUCAUGGUACUGUUAGAUUUCAUCCUAUGUUAUUGAACAACUGUCUUGAUUUGAGCCAGGAACAGAUGAGCAUAGGGGUAGUAGGUGGACCAUGGUGAUUAUGACAUUACCUGUUAUUUUCUUAUACCUAGAUGCCCUCAUAUUGCCCACAAAUAUAAGCAUGCUUAUUUUUUCCAUUGUACCACCAUAAACUUUCUUCUAAUCAAUAGAAGCAGAGAUCUUGAAAACAAGGAGAGGGAUUCCAUUUUCGUCAGCAACCAUGGGUCAGUGGGUAGUGAAGGCAAGAGAAUUUGGUCAUAUCAUGGCUCUUGCUUGACACAAAAUGUUAUGGAAGGAGUCAUAGGUACCAUUACAACAGUUCUGCAAUCUCAGUGGAAAUGUUCACAAUAUUAUAUCAUGUUAGGAAUGUAAACAUGUUUCAUAACAUGUUAUGAGCCUAACAGGCUCCUAGCAUCAUAUGUAGAACCUUCUAAGGCAAAAAAUACAAAACAAGUGACCAAACUGUAUCCCACAAGAAGGAGAUGGCUGUCAGUCCCCAGUAGGAUUUCUUUUCCCAUAAACAACUUCUAACCAUCCUCCAGUUAGUUCUCUUUCUGCUAUUUUACUGUCAAUAUUCGGGGGGAUUUUUUUGUUUUAUUAGAACAAUUUCUAUCUUAGUCCCUCUUGAAGCAUCAGAGCCCACAUGGACCAAUCCUACUUAGCUGAUUCAAAUUUGUUUUCUGAAACCUAAUACCACUAUUUGAACUGAGUCAAGGGUCCAGUAAAGUUUAUCUCUGAGGGUUGACACAUCACCAUCUCAGGCCUCGCUUAUGAAUCCUAGAAAUUGACUUCUUUAAAACCGCAUGAGAUAACUUGUAAUUGACUGGGCUCUUCCCCAAGUUUAGCAUUUAGAGAUAUCUUCAGACCCACAGACUUCAUCUAGUUGACCAUCUUCCCAAGUCUUUGAAAGGGUUUAGCUCAUUGUACCUCUCUUAAAAACUCCCAGCAACGGGGAAAGAAAUCCUCUUGAAAACUCCAGUGAGUCAGAGAGAAGAAUGGAUAAACAGAAGUUUAUCAAGAGAGUGCUAGAGAAAGAAGCCUACUGAGAAAUAACCCCUAAGAUCCCAUAGGGACUCUUUCUCCGCCACCCUAAUCAUUCCCCAGCUACUCCCCAAGUAAAUACCAAGAGAGGAAAGUAUCACUGCAGCCCCAAAAGAGAUUUGUUGGAGUGCCUUUGGGGAAAGCUGACUUGAAAUCUUUAUUCUGUACCGUAGGGCAGGGAUGGGGAACCUGUAUCCUUGAGGCCACGUGUGGCCCUCUAGGUCCUCAAGUGCAGCUCUUUGACCAAAUCUAAACUUCACAGAAUUCUGUUCAGUCAAAGGGCCAUGCUUGAGAACCUAGAGAACCACAUGCGGCCUCAGGGCCACAGGUGCCCCACCCCUGCUCUAGGGUAACCAAACUUGGGUUCAUCAGUCCCUUACAAUUCCAGGCUUUUAGCAGUAUCCCUACCCCACUUCCCCAGCUGUCACCAUGGAAUCAUGCAGGUAGGGCUGAUUUGCUUCAAUCUGUUUACCCUCUCCUGCUGCUUCUCUUGUUGAUUCUUUAUGCAACCCCAAACCCAGGUGUCCCCACCCCACCCCUGGGGAGCACAGCCAGCAUGCGUAACACACCUCUAGCACCUUGCACAUGACAGUCCAAUUGAUAGCCACCUGACCUAAGGCAGCAUGGUAGGUCAGCUACAGAAGUAACAGGUGGUAGAAACAUCCAUCAAUUCCAUCCAUGCCUUAUUCCCAGCUCUUCCCACUCCCAGUUUUCAUCUUGCUUCCAGUUUUGUGUUUCCUGUCCUUAUGAUAAAUACUCAAUACCCCUUUCCCCCAGCCCCAUUCUAUCCUACCCACAUGGGUGUAUGUAUCCAUACAUUUGGUAUGAUACAACAAUAAAACACAGGGUUUAGACUCCCCAUAGUCUUUGUAAAGAAAGACUGCCAGGUUCUCAAGACAUUGUGGAAAUCUGGUGCCCAUGGGGUCCUCCUAGAAUCCCUGAAAGAAUUGUCUGCUAGCUACCAUAUUUGGUCUCUUGCCUUUAUCCCAUGGAACAAAUUAAAGGUUACUGGCAUAUUGUCUAGCCCUUUGGCUUUGGGGAAGUGUAGUCUGAACAUUGAGAUCAGUCCAUUUCCCAGAUUAAAGUCUUAUUGUCACUGCUUGGAAUAAACAAAGGAAAAAAAUUUUUUUUCAAGAAUAUAAAUGCUCAUAAAUCCAUUAAAGAAACAAACAAGGCUUCUUCUAUUGCUUUUUUUCAAAAGUCUCCCGACUUGUUUCAAAUCAAAAGAUCUAGUUAGAGCACUGGUGAGUUGACAUUUGUGAGAAGACAGUUAACCAAGAGGACUCCAGAUAGCUUUUCUAAACAUGUAUUUGUGCCAAGCACUUAUCAUUCAUUGAAAUAGCCAAACUACUGUUUUUCAGAUGGUUGUUCUGUCUCAGUGACUCCCAGGGAUGGUUUGGAAAGCACAGCAUUAUAAAUUCAGGAACAGCUUCAGAUGUGAAAUGGACCUAGUAGAAGCAACAUUGGAUUUAGAAACAGAAGACCCAGGUUCAAAACCUCCCUCUAUCACCUGGAUGACUUCAGGCAAUUGUUUUUCCUCUCAAAGGCUUAAGGGUCUUAUUUGUAAAAUAAGGGCAUUGAACUAGAUGGCUUUUAAAGUCCAUUCCAGCUUUAAAUCUAUGAACCUACGAUUCAACCUUGGGUUCUUUGGUAAAGAGAGUAUGUGGGGGGGAAGGGGGAGCAAAGGGUUGAGCCUACAUAGAUUAAUCAUGGCUGGCUCCCCAAAAUGAUAAACAUUCUUCCUUGAGUAUCCUGUAUAGAAACUUAGAACACUUUGGAGAGAGAGAAAUAUUAGUGUUUGUGAGGAUUUGGGGAGAAUGGCAGCAGGAGAGGCAGGGGUGAAGUAGUACGUUAUUGAAAUACUUAUAAAUUUUUAACAUUCACUUUUCCAUUUUCUCAAAGCCUACCCCACAUCUUCCUGUGAAGAAACAGACUCACACCCACCACUGCAGGGGAAAAUAUAGUUUUGAGAAUGAAUAGGCAUGAAUAAUUAUUAGGAUCUCUAGGGUGCCAAGAAGAGGGUUGGGAAAGAGAUGAGAUUAGCUAACUUUCACUAAGGAACUGAAUUUAAAUUUAAAAGGUUGCAUAAUUUUACAAAUGCACCCUGCGGUUCUCAGACCUCAGAGACUUCCUCUACAUGUCCUACAGGGGCCUCAGAAUUCCCCUAAGGGCUAACAAGGACAGACUGGACAAUUAUGAGUAUACAGUAGAAUUUUCACAAUAAAGACACUUAUAACUCACUAACCCAGCAAAUACUGAAAUAUACUUUAACACCCGGGAAGACAAGGAAUAUCAACCUUAUUUGAGAAAAUAUGUCAAAGAGGAAAACUUCUAAUGGACUUCCCCACCCAUACCCCAUUACCUGGUAAUACUCUUGUUGGCUAACACUCUCUCUCUCCCUCUCCCUCUCCCUCUCUCUCCCUCUUUCUCCCUCUCUCUCUCUCCCUCUCUCCUUCUCUCUCUCUCCCUCUCUCUCUCUCUCUCUCUCUCUCUCUCUCUCUCUCUCUCUCUCGGUCUGCAAAUGUCCCAUGUUUUUAAGAUCCCUGUUAGUUCUUCAGUUCUGGCAAUCCACCUGUUUCCAAAUGUAUUAGCAAGCUCAUUCUGUGCAGUGUUUUCCUCUAUAUUCUUUGGAGUAAUUUUAUUACUUGACAACUGGACUUAAAACUGAUGUAGACACUUUAAAAAAUUAAAUAUUUGAAAAUGACAUAAAUUUUCUUUAUUCCCUGAAGGCUCUUUUUAUUCACCCCUCCCCAAAUCCACAGUAUAUUCCCACCCCCCUUUCUUCUCUUUCCACUUCUCUCUGUCUUUCAUGGUGCUGUGGGUAGGUUUCAGUUAUUUGAUAAAGAGCUCAAACAAAAAAAAAAAACAUUCAUGGAGUCCUAUUCCAACAAAUAAUACCUUCUUGAGUUCGAUGGGGGAGGAACUUGAUUACCACACCACUGUGGUGCAUCAGCUUCCACUCUGGGACAUGACUUUGAAUCAGUCAAUCAACAAGUAGUUAUUAAGCCAGAGUUAGGUACUGAGACUAGGCACCGGGGAUACAAGGACAAAGAAUGAAACAAUCCCUACGCAAAGUAGAGAGGGCCAGGAGGUGAGUUUCAGCUACAUUUCAAGGACAGAUAGCUCAUACUUUCUUAAUCCCCUUACCUCUGCCACAUCUAGAUCUCCUCCUGUCACCACCGAAAUUUCCAGAACUCAGUUUUACAAAACAACAGCAUUAUCCCUGGCUCCUCAGAACUGCCUCAAGGUAAGGGAGAAUAGCAUCUCCAUUAUUUUUUGUACGCUCCUAAUUCUCCAGAGGAAAGUAAGGGAAGACUUUUAAAGACCAACCACUCAUGCUCAGCUUUUUUAAAAGUUAUAAGUUGCUCAAACCCUUGAUUAACUAGUACAAAGUAGAUGUUUCCACUGAGAUUCUAAUUCAGGUAUUUGGAAGGAGUGAUGAUGUUUGCAGCCUUACUGGGUCUUUGCUAUGAUCACCUCCUUGACCCAAAAAAUUCUGAGAUGUAGGUAGUGAGAUUGAGAGAAACUUAAAAGAGAAGUGCCUUCAGGUCCUGAUAGGAUUUGGUCCUCCUGCCCACAAGGAGGAUGACUGCAGAAUGGCUAAAUGUCCAUACAGUUAGGCUAAAGCAGAAGAUGAGAUGUUUUGUAACAGACUUGAUUGAAAUGGGAUUUCACUGGUCAUGAAAUAAAAUAACACUGUUGAGGUACCAGUUGUUCACCUUUAAUUUCAUAUUAGUCAUUGAUAAUUGAAAUAGUAACAACUUGUGGAGAGUGACUUCCCCUUUCCCGUAUAUCUAAGCCUUUUAAAAUUCCGUUCAUUAGGAUUAAAAAAAAAUAGUAGAUGAUUUCAAGCAGUUUCCCAGGCUCUAUAACAAUGAGGCAAAGCUUAGGGCUGAGCCAGUGGUUUCUAUCACAAUACAAUCUCUUUUCACUAUAUGGGGACGGGGGAGUAGGGAAAAAUGAUCUUUAGAUUUUAUUCUUAGAAUGAAGUAACUACCUUUCUUGAUUUCCUUGAGGAGAAUAAGUAAAAGUCUGAUUUUGUGACAUAACCCUGAUAGGGACAGGAGAUGCCUCAGGUUGGGCUUAUCAGGCUAGCCAUUUUCCAGUCCUGCCCCAUCUCUCAAAUAGUCUGACGUUGCCUACCUUCUUCUUUCUCCUUCAAAGAUGUUAGCAUGUCUCAGCUAAAAAGAUUAGCACCCAUGAGAUAUCACACACACACACACACACACACACACACACACACUUCUAGAUCCCACUUCAGUUUAAUUUAAAUUUUAUAGAAGUGAUAUGCUGCUGUAGUCAAUGAGAUCUAGACACCUGCAUCAACUCCCAGGGACUAUUCUUUGCCACAAUUAAUUUUUGGUCUGUUUUCAUCUACACUGAAAAACAAAAACAAAACUUUGUGAAGUCUCGGGGGUAGGAUUUGCCGAUUCUCACUUUCAUAGCUCACACAGUAAGCAUUUGAAAGCCAGGCCUCGAUGGUUUUCUCAACAAGUCUGAGAGGAGUUUUGAAAUAUACAGCUCAAUUCCUGCCCAUAUUUUAAAAGGCAACUGUUGGGGGGUGGGGUAGAGACAUUAAAAAGAAUGUAGCUGGAUCCUUAUUGAAUAUUGUAACUUUGGGGUUGUUUUGUUUGCUUCCAUUCUUAUUCAGCUCUUACCUUAAACCUAAAAAGAUAGGAGGUUGGCCCCCAUGGAGUGGCUAUUAACCCUAACCAGGAAACCCAGCCAGGACCAGUGAGUUCCAGUGGCUUUAAUUUGUGCUUAGAUUUUAAAAACCCCUUUUUUGUUUCUGGAUGAUUUCUCCACUACUAGUCUCCCUUCGUCCACCAAUAGAAAAAACUGCCCUUACAAGGUUAUAUGAACGGCAGCCGUGGUUUGGCCAGUGGAGGCAGCUAACAUUGCAGAGAGCUGAAUAAUGCUGGGAGCUUGACUUUGUGCAGGCUUGGAGCUAUGUCCUGCAUGCCAACCAUAAUUCUAUCAAGAACUACACUUCCAUUUAAGCAAGAUCUGGUCCCAAAUGUUUUGAAGUGAAUCCUGCUGAAAAUCAUCAUUGCGCCUCUAAUCAUGCUACUGGAGACCUGUUAAAGCAAUUCCCAGUUAGUUCAACUAUUUAAUAUCAUUAGUCUCUAUAUUAAAUAGCUUUACACAAAAUUUUAGAAGAGAUCGAUAUCGUAGUAAAACUGCAUAUUAGCAAUAAAAAGCACCUGAGAAGAGAGUAUCGAUCCAUUGUGGUUUCUAUGCUCAGGUUUAUUCUUAGAACGUUGUGGGGGGACAGCAUAGCUAGGAGAAAUGGAAUGAAUAUAUCUUGAAACCAGAACCACCAAGCUAGGGAUCCAAAGACCUAGGGGUCCAAUCCCAGCUCCAUCUUCUACUGUUAAACCUUAGACAAAUAGCUGAGACUCCCUAAGCCUAUUUCAUCUUUAGAAGAAGAGAAACCUGCCCUUCCCACUUUAGUAGGUUUUUCAUUUUCAUGGGGACCAAAUGAGAUAAUAUAUGAAUAUUGUAGUGUGAUACAAAUAAAGGUAUUAUCGUAAGUAUAAUCUGGGUCAGAGACUCCAUGAAAGUAGAAUUUCAUGAAACACAAUGCCUAUUUCUCCUACUUUAUGCCUUAUGAUCUCCACCCACCAUCUUGAUCACAUCACCACCCUUUGGGGGUUAAACCAGGAGAGGAAGUAGUGAUCAACAUAUCCCACAACUGAUUGGCCAAACGAUAUUUGUACUGUCCUGUGGAUCCCAAAGACCGAGGCACUCAUCUGUCCUCCUGACUCCAUUUCCCAAUUCACUGAGCACUCUAGUGAGCUAGCCAGCCAAAGGAGAGAGCUUUGAGUUUGGCUUUCCGGGCAUAGGUUUUCAAUCCCUGCGUUGCUGAAGAGCAGAGGAAGUAUGUAGUUGACGAAUGGCGGGUAAGGAACCAAAUCAUUCUGCCCUGAAUUCUGUCCAUUAGCCACCAUCUAGUAGCAUGGGUUCUGAUGAAGGAAGAUCACAUGAUGUGAAUUGAAUUACAGGUUAGGGAAGGUUUAUUGUAAUAUCAGAAGUAAACCAGUGAAAAUUGUUCACUCCCUCUUUGGUAUACUGCAUGCCUGUGCUUGUGUGCGGGAGCACACACUGUCAGCUAGGUUUAGUAAGUGUGCUUUGUAACACCAUAGCCCUGCAUAGGUCAUAGACCUUUUUCACAGCUUGUGUAAGUAUACCAUAAGCCAGCACCUGCAUUAGCUUCCUGGAAGGGUUUGAUAUACAGGUAUUUUCUUUUUUCAUCACCCACAACUGUGUUUCCUCCCUUUACACCAUAGCACUAUGUCUCUGUAGGCAUCCAAAUAGAGUGAUAACAUCGAGUGCCUUUCUGAUGGGCAUAUAUUGUAUUCCCCUAGGAACCCCAGGGGCAAAAAUGUACAGAAAACCUUAUUUUUCCCAAAUAUGAGAAUGAUUGCACAUCAUUUUAACCUGUUCAUUUCCAUAUUUAAGUGGCUGUCAACAUGUUAAUGCCCAUUAAUCCACUGUUCUAUUUUUUUGCUUUUUUAAUGGUUUUCAAAUGUUUUUAGAAAGAGUUGAUGGGGAGGCAGGCAUUCUCUUUAAAUUGAGUUAAAUGAAAAUUUUCAAAAUGUGUUGUUUUUUCUCUGGUGUCCGUGGGCAUGAUCUCUAGCAGGCUUGGAAAUCUGCUUUAUCAUUUUGUAUACUUGACAAUUUUGUACUCCGCAUUAUUUGACUUCAUAUGUGCAUGGCAAUGUAUUAAAACACAAAAUUUUUAUUACAGUGUAAAAA